AUGGCUGUUAAAAAUAAUUCCCAGAUUCACUGGGAGAAAUUUAAAGAAAUACGUAACAAAGUCAAUUCAGAACUAACUAAAGCUAAAACAGCAUUUUUCUGUAACAAAUUUGAGAACUGCGCACAAUCGAAAGAUAUGAAACAUAGUUGGAAGUUAAUUAAUAUUCUCUUAGGUAAAAACAAAAAAUCAAAUAAUAUCUCUCAACUUAAAUGUGAUGAUGUUGUGAUUUCAGAUGAUACUUUGAAAGCUGAGGCGUUUAAUGACUUCUUUGUUAACAUCGGGGUAAAUUUGGCUAAUGAAAUUGAGAACGAUUCUCCAUGUACGAACUUUUCAGAUGAUGAAAAUUACCACUCUAACUAUUACUCUAAUAUAAAUUUUAAGUUUUCUGAAAUUAGUAUGGAUGAUAUUAUUUGUCAAUUACGUAAUCUUAAAAUUUCAAAGUCUAUCGGUAUUGAUAACAUCCCUGCUAUAGCUCUUAAAUUGUCUGCGGAAGUUAUUGGUCCUUCAUUAACAUGGAUUUAUAAUCUUUCAAUCAAAACUGGGAUAUAUGUUGAUGAAUGGAAAAAGGCGUGGGUAAUGCCAAUUUUUAAAUCUGAUGAUAGACAAAGAUGUGAAAAUUACCGACCGAUAUCUAUAUUGCCUAUUGUCAGUAAAAUACUAGAGAGAUCGGUUUUCAACCAGAUUUAUAAGAUUUUGAAUGAUAAUUCGCUGCUAUCUAAACAUCAAUCUGGCUUUCGGCCUAAGCAUUCAACUUUAACAACACUCAUUCAAAUGUGUGACACACUUUAUGAGAACAUGGAUAAUGGUCAGUUGAGUGGUGUUGUUUUCCUUGAUAUUAGAAAAGCUUUUGAUUCUAUUGAUCAUACAAUCUUAUUGCCAAAGAUGAAUGAUCAAUUUGGAAUAAAAAAUGUGGAACUGGAUUGGUUUAAGUCCUAUCUAACUAAUAGAGAGCAAGCAUGCAUUGUCAACGGUGCAAUGUCAUCACCUAAAACGAUUGUGUGCGGAGUUCCGCAGGGAUCAAUUCUUGGUCCCUUGCUGUUUUUAUUAUAUAUUAAUGAUUUACCCGAAUGCCUCGAAAAAACUUCGCCACACCUAUACGCUAAUGAUACUCAAAUUUCUACUUCUGCUAAAACUAUUGAGGAACUUACUGAAAAUCUAAAUAAUGACCUGAAAAAAGUCGGUGAGUGGCUUGCUUGA
Messenger RNA from Paramuricea clavata, 1197 nucleotides. The record is from the annotation of a GenBank genome assembly. NCBI's taxonomy places the organism in Eukaryota, Metazoa, Cnidaria, Anthozoa, Malacalcyonacea, Plexauridae.